AUGAAGUUUCUCAACGCCGUAUUCCCGGCCGCAUUGGCUGGUCUUUUACUACUAGUGCCAGCUGUUUAUGCGGUUCCACACUUUAAAUGCGGUGGAGUAUUAACUGUUUCGAUCAGACAAAUUGAAUCAAGUAUGAAUGAAUCUGGAUAUCAGAGGACAAGGCCUGAUGAUCCCGAAGGACAAGAUGGGCAACAAUACUUGUCAUGCCGAUUUAACGCGGUAGCAGGAGACGAUUCCUUCUGCAUGGCUCAGAGAAUCGAUGAACAUCCCAACUACCGAGUCUAUCUGUUACGUGGAGAUAAUUGGCAACCAUGUGUAUACAUGUCAAACUAA
Blumeria graminis f. sp. triticale is the source of this 333-nucleotide messenger RNA. The record is from the annotation of a GenBank genome assembly. Lineage: Eukaryota; Fungi; Ascomycota; Leotiomycetes; Helotiales; Erysiphaceae.